AUGUGGAGUCCCGAGGCGGAUACCGUCGCGUCGCCGCCGGAGCCGGACGAGUGGGUGGACUCGCCGGGGCCGGGCAGCGAGGUGUCGCGCAGCCAUUGGAUGCCGGAGGAGGCGUUCAAGCGCUGCACCAAUCCCGCGUGCGGAAAGGAGUUCACACAGCGCCGCCGCAAGCACCACUGUAGGUGCUGCGGCAACGUGUACUGCAGCAAGUGCACCGGCUACGUGCUGCCACUUAACCCGCUCAGCGCCAUGAUCGAGGCGGGAGGGGUGAAGGCCAAGGUCUGUGAGCUGUGCUACGAGCGGGCAGUGGACGAAGGGUAUGCAGAGAGCACAGGCAGCGACGGCGACGGCGAAGCAGACAGCAGUGUGGGCGGCGCACAGGGGUAUCACGGAGCAGACUCCCCUGCUGCCGCACCUGCUGACACCCACACACACGCAUCAGCUGCUAAUGCCGGCCCCUCCACUCUCUCCGACCGCCUCUCCCACGCGCGUCCCCCCUCCUCCCUAGAGGAGGACAUAUUCGGUGCCCGCCCUCGCCUGCGCGCUGCCAUGCUGCAGGACCACCGCCCGCACUCCAGCGGGGGUCGUGUUGUCUCCUCCGCCUUCCCCCGCUUCAACUCCAUUUCCGGGGCUGGUAACGCGCAUGGCAGCGGCACCGGGGGUGCUGGUGGGAGUGGGAGCAUCAGUAUUGGUGGGGUUGGCAUGGGGGGCAGGCUGCAGGGCAGUGGCGGCAGCGGGGACUUGUUUCAGCGCAGCUCCACUCUCUCUGCCUCGCAUGAGCGGGCCAUAAGGGCCCCAGGGAGUGGGCUGAGCGUGGAAGGAGGUGCAGACACCAGUGUCACCAUCAGCAGCAGUUCUACCAGCAGUUAUUCCGCCUUUGCUGGUGCUGCCAGGAGCAGCAGCAGCAGCAGCGCCGUGAGCACCAGCACGGGUGGUGAGAGCAGCAGGGGGGCAGGCGACCGCGUGCGAGUGCUGCAGCGGUAUCGCCACCUGUCAGUCUCACUGGACGAGGAGAGGGGCGCGCGUAAAGGGAGGGGCGCUGCAGCAGGCGCGUGGGCAGCCGCGGAUAGAGCAGCCGCUGCAGGCCCACAGCACCUGGACCUGGCGGGUGGGGGGGGCGUGGGGGGAACGGGAGGGGGAGGUGGGUUGGGCGGUCGAGUGCCGCUGGGUCUGCCUCCCAGGGCGGACGCGAGGCAGAAGCAGCAGCUGCAGCAACAGGGGCAGGGGGAGGGCAGCAGGGGUGGCAGCGGGGGGAGCAUGCGGGGGGGAACAGCAGGGCCAGGCAACAAGAUAGGACUGUCUCUUGACCUGCUGGCCAAGAUGAACUUUCCCUCACAGCCCUCCCCCUCCCACCCCUCUCCCUCCUACCCCUCCUCCGCGCAGCCUUCCCCCUCUCUCACAUCGGAACCUUCGUGGAAACGACCUUCCCCACUCCACUCCCCCGCCUCCGCGAUUAUGUCCCCCCAGCCCUUCUCCCCCUCCCCUGGGCGCAGCCUGGGCGCGCCAGGGGGGCCAGGGGGAGCGCGGAUGUGCUGGCAAGGCAUAGAGGAAAGAAGGGGAGGGGGGCAGUUACGGGGAGGGCUGGUUGGCGGGGUGAGUAUGGAGGAACAGGAAAGGGCGGAAAGAGAGAGGGAGGAGAGGGAGAGGGAGAGGGAGGAGAGGGAGAGGGAGGAGCGGGAGAGGGUGGAGGGGGAGCAGAGGCGGAGGGAGGAGCUAUACGAGGAGCUGGGGGCGGGGCUGCUGCUGGAAUCGCCCUCCGCGCACGUCAAGGGCCACGUGAAAAGCGUUCAGCUGCACGACCUGCUGGCCGCGUGGGAGAAGGGCGAGAGCAUUCUCGACUCCACGACCACCACAACAGUCUCCCCUCUGCCUGCCGUCUCACCGCUGCCCACCGUCGCCCCCCUCCCUGCCGGCUCACCCCUGCCCACCACGGCCUCCCCUCUCACACUCCUCGAAACCAUCUCGCACCGCAUGGGCCUUGCUCCCACCCCCCCUGCCCUCGCCACUGCUCUGGAGCAACGUGGCGAGGGCAGGGGAGAGACGGGGCACGAGGAGGCAGCGGAGGCAGCAGCAGCAGGGGGGGCGGGCAAGGGGCCAUCAGCGGAGGCGAUACAGCGCCUGCUCUGGACUGACGGCCAGCCCACUGCCGUCCCUGCUUCUGCCACUGCCGCCGCCCCUGAUACCGCUGCCGAACCUGCUGCCAGUGCUGAACCUGCAGCUACCAGUGCUGCUGCUGCAGGUGCAGGUGCAGCAGCGCCAGGGGACGCAUCUCCCCAUGGGGCAAGCAGGAGCAGGGGCGAGGCGCUGGACCAGGUGAAGCGCAGCCUCGCCGCCUCCAUGGGCGCUGCUGGGGAGGGCGGAGACGGCCGCACUGCCCGCUCUGCUGCAGCGAGCGGUGCAAGUGGCGCACCCCAGGAGCCCACCCCCCCGAAGGCCAAGCCACCUGGGUUGGUAGUGCCGGGUGCGAGUGACGGGGCAGCGCCUGCACUGUCGGCGUCGGUAGUGCGGGCAGCGCCGGCGUCGCUGCUGCAGUGGUCGCCCAGCGAUGUGCUGCACUGGCUGCACUCCUCCGUGCCCUUCCGCUCCGCCCCCGCCGCCCAGUAUGCCGCUGAUUUUGAGAAGGCGGGGGUGGAGGGGAUCACACUGGUGGGCAUGACACGUGGCCACCCUGCAUUGGCCAACAUGCGCCCCGCUGACCUGGUGGCGUUCGAGAUGGCGAGUCAGGUGGAGCGCCGGCGCGUCGUGGCGGGACACGCAGCAGGCCAGCCAGCACCAGAGCUCGGCCCUCGGCCCGCCACCGCAGUGGGAGUCGCUGGGAUGGACUCGCAGCAGCUCAGGCCUGGGCAGGCGGGACAUGCAGGGCAGGCAGGGCAGCAGCAGGCGAAGCUGGUGCCGCCGCGGCAGUUCCGUGCUCUGCAUCUGGACGGGUUCUCCUCUGCCAGCUCUCGGGCCACCACUCCAGCAGACACGCCCCACUCCACAGACUCACGCAUUCUCAACCCCAUCCCCGCUCGUCCUGCCACUGCUGCUGCUGGCAGCGGCGGUGGUGGGGGGCAGAAGAAGGGUGCGGGCAGCAGUGGCAGCGGCGGCGGGUGGCUGUUUGGGUGGAGCACUGGCGCUGCCAAGGAGAGCCCAGCCAGUGCGGAGGCGGUGGACGCAAGGGACGAGGUGGCAGCAGCAGAGGAGAGGGAACAGACCGCCAAAGCCAAGCUGUCACAUCUGGAUGCCAUGCUCAAGCGGUCGCUGCUUGUGGAAUACCUUCACACGCGCCAGCGGUGGGCGCCCAUGGGGGGAGAGGGGCCCCUACCAGUGGACGACCCUGAGGCGGAGGAUGAGUGGCUGCCACGCUUCGUUGCUCUUUCCGCCAACGAGGUCUCCUGCUAUCGCCAGGCCUCAGACCUGGACCCUGAGGUGAGCAUACCUCUGGACAGCGUGGCGGCAGCAGGGACACUGGAGGCGGGGGGCGAGGCGGGGGAGGAGGCGGAGGACUGGCUGGUGUUCCACCUCACCACGGGGUACGGGCUGCGCCUCGAGUGUGCCACUCGCAGCCGCGUCAAGCUGCAGCUGUGGCUAGCAACCAUUCACGAGGCGGUGGAGAAUCUGCUCGACUUCCUCCCGUUCAAAUGCGAUGCGUGCCAUCAGCCUUUUUGUCUGGAACACCGGUCGUACGGCGCGCACGAGUGUCCCGACGUCCACGUGAAGGACGUCACCGUCACCGUCUGCCCCAAGUGCUCCUCUAGCUUCAGGACGUCGCGAUUCGAAGACGCCGAGAGAGCCCUCGCGCGCCACAUGGGCGGUAGCGACUGCCAGGCGGCAUCGGCGGAGCGGAGGACCAAGUGCCCGGUGCGUGGCUGCCGGCAACGACUGACCACUUCGAAUCGCGCCAAGUGCAGGUCGUGCGCGAAGGACCAUUGCCUGCAGCACCGCCUCGCUUCCGACCAUCACUGCGCACACCGCGCCGCUUCGUCCGCCACGAUGCCCACACGCGCGGAGGGUAAAGGGGCGGGGCAGCGGUUUCUGGAUGCGCUGGCAAAGCGCAAUGGCGGAGAGUGUGCACAAAGCAACUCUUCGGGCUCAUCUUCGGAUAGUGCGAAAGGAUGCCUAGGCGUCUCACCAAGCGUGAAGGCCCAUUGA
Closterium sp. Yama58-4 is the source of this 4134-nucleotide messenger RNA. The record is from the annotation of a GenBank genome assembly. NCBI's taxonomy places the organism in Eukaryota, Viridiplantae, Streptophyta, Zygnematophyceae, Desmidiales, Closteriaceae.